This is a messenger RNA of Trichogramma pretiosum, 2093 nucleotides long. RefSeq names its product urea transporter 1-like. Gene Ontology annotation, cellular component: membrane. Gene Ontology annotation, biological process: urea transmembrane transport. The record is from RefSeq and is a predicted model, not a curated record. The transcript has 10 exons. NCBI's taxonomy places the organism in Eukaryota, Metazoa, Arthropoda, Insecta, Hymenoptera, Trichogrammatidae. Bases 101 to 1459 code for a protein of 452 amino acids. Gene Ontology annotation, molecular function: urea transmembrane transporter activity.
AAUAUAUAACGAGAUGCCGAUAUAGUCGGGUGGUUGCCGGAGCCCGUGUUCUUCCGAGUGCCAACGAGUAGUUGUACAUGAUACAGAACGACUCCGGAUCAUGGUGUCGAUCAACGGUGACUUACCGCAGCAGCAACAGCAGAACCAAAGGCUCAACAAUAACGAUGACGAUCGGGAGUACGAUAAUCGGCAGCAACAGGAGCAGCAGGAGCUGCAACCGGAGAUGCAAAGGGUGCCUUACCGACUACACAAGCAGACAGUAAAUGGCAACUUCGCGACGCUGGGCAGCGACUGUCCGCUGCUGCGCGACUACCUCGCCACGAAAGAUGGGCCCGGCUGGACCGCGAUGAAAGUCAUCGUGGCGUUCGUGCGAGGCUUCUCACAGUGCGUAUUCGCCAACAAUCCCAUAAGCGGAGUGAUUCUAAUGGGAUCGGUGAUAUCGGUGGCACCGGCCACCUUCGCAGUCUGCUCGGCGGCUGGUUUCCUCGGACACCUGAUAUCCAUAUUGUUGAGAGAGCCGAAAGUCAAUCUGGACAACGGCCUGGCCGUGUUCAAUCCGCUGAUCUUCGGCUCGGUCUCGUACACCUUCGUUCCUCUAGUCUACUCGCCGGGAUUCGACGGCUUCAGCAUAAGUCUGGCUCUGCUCUGCGUCGUCUUUAUCGCGUAUUUUUGGCGAGGCUGCGGUCACGGCAGCUACCCCUGCCUCACGAUGCCCUUCAAUCUGGCCGAGCUGCUGCUUCUCUUCGUACUCAAGAACGCCCAGGACCGCAUUAAUCUGGCUUCAGCCGCUGCAGCAUUGGUGAACGAUGCAGCCAACGGGACGACGGAGCAACUGGCCAUUGUCGAGAACGUGACGACACUCGUCAUGAACGCCGCGACGAGUCCUGACUGGGGCAUGGUGUUCCGGGGCUCGAUUGUCUCGGCCUCGCAGCUGUUCGUGGUGGACAACGUCGCGCUCGGCGCCAUCAUCUAUCUCAGCGUGCUCAUCUACUCGCCGUUCACCUGCCUCUUCGGCUAUCUCGGCGCACUCGGUGGCAGUCUAGUCGGAAUCCAGAUGGGCGCGCCCCUGGACACGGUCUAUCGCGGCCUGUGGGGCUUCAAUUCCUACCUCACGGCGGCCAGUCUCGGCGGCAGCUUUCUCGUCGUCAACGGUCAAGUGGCCUGCGCCACCGUAGUCUCCGUCCUCUGCACCGGCGUCAUCCAGCACGUGAUGCAGAUUAUCUUCGCUCCGGUCGGACUUCCCGUGGGAACGAUACCCUUCGUGCUGACCACUUGGCUCUUCAUCGGCCUCGGCAGAUCGCCCGAGGGCACUUUUCCCUAUCCCGUGACGAUGUCGUCGCCCGAAGGCCAGAGAAUCGAGUAUCUCGCCAAGCGCAGACGUGAGAAGCUCGAGAAGCUGAGCCAGAUGGACGAUCCUCCGGAAAUUCUCGUGCUCAAUGGCAAAGCCACCCUGAUGUGAUGACGAUGACGAUGAUGUUUUAAAAAACAAUGCCAUGAACAAUACUACCUAUAGGAGGAUUAUUAUUUUUUUCAACUAGGAAACACAGCAACAAAACCUUGUGCUCAUGAUUUUAAUCAAUAGAUAAAUAAUUAUAAGUACAAAAUACAAUACCGAUACUCAUGGGUCGAUAUUUAUAUAUGCGACGCGCCAAAAAAACAUUCCAAAAACGAAAGAACGAACGAGUAUCCGCAAGACUGAUUUUUUCCGGAAACUAUUAAUCAUUAUAAUGAUACGAUACAUAAUUGUAAGCAUUCGCGUGACACGAUCCUGGUAGAAAUUCUCAACGUUAUAUAGCAAUGGCCUGUAAUGACCAAAAAAUUAAAAUCUAAUGGUUUUCAACCACAUUGAAUACGAGAAUACCGCUUUGAGAUACCACCGCUAGAUGACUAGCGCCGUAGACUGCAAAUCUGCAAGUGGUAAAAUGAAAAUAAUUGUAUAAGUCAAAGCCCAGUUUUAGAUAUUUUGAAAUUUUUCAUUGCAUUAGUGUCCAAGCGUUAUGUAUACGAAAAUUACCCGAGUCGUUCCAAGUUAAGUUAUUUUUCUUAAUUAAUCGAGUUAAGUUUAAAAAAAUAAAUGUUGUACGAGCUUUAAA